Akanthomyces muscarius is the source of this 345-nucleotide messenger RNA. RefSeq lists its product as uncharacterized. NCBI's taxonomy places the organism in Eukaryota, Fungi, Ascomycota, Sordariomycetes, Hypocreales, Cordycipitaceae. The transcript is spliced from 4 exons. The coding region runs from base 1 to 345 and encodes 114 amino acids. The record is from RefSeq and is a predicted model, not a curated record.
AUGCAUUUCUCGACACUUGCGAUGAUGGUGAUGUUGUCUACUAGGGGUACAGCUCUAGUUGUGGAGAAGGCAAAACUAUAUUCCGAAGACGCAUGCGGAGGGCGAGCCUAUACAGUCAAUCCGGACGACACGUGUACACUCUUACCUAGAAAUUUGCAGAAGAAAGUCAACGGUGCCAAGGUUCCGGAGGGUGUUGUCUGCGAUUUCUACACCGACGAGAAAUGCAAAGAGCCGCUGUGGAUUGGAAUGGAAGACCCCGGAACAUGCGGUUUCAGUGAACUGGAGAUUGAAAACAAGGCUGUGAGCGUUCACUGCUAUGACGAUACCGAACGUGAGGAGAUUUGA